GCGUCUCGUUGUGAUAUCAUAGGCAAAGCCUUGAAGUUGUGCCUCGUGUGGACUGUGGAUAACGGGGCAACGGUCAUCCAAGAAAUCCAAUCUUAACAACGACAACAACAUCUUCUUCUUCUUUUUCUGAAGUUGAGUUCCUUAAUUUUUAGCCUCACAGCUUCGCAGAUUCUGUUUCGACUAAAGCAGUAUUCGACUUGUCGCUUUCUUCUCGUCCUUUGUGUUUGGUUUCGGUGAGGUCUUUUUGUAGCUUUAAUGGGUCAUGUACAUUGAUGGGUUUUGCAUUAUGAAGGCUGCUUUGAAAGCUUUUGCUCAGAGUGGUUAAUUGGGGUUGUUGCUGAAGGCUUUUGCAGAAAGGGUUUUGUUAUUUUGGUGGGUUUUGAGGUGGGCUAAUUUUUAGAAUUGGGUGGCCUUUUUGGGUUUAUGAUACAUUGAUACCUGUUUUUAUAGGAAGAAAGAGGUUUUUUCUUUGUAUUGCUGUUGUUGCGGCUGCUGGAAUUGGUGACUUGGGAUUAAUUUUCUCACGUUUAUAAGAGUAGUAUUGGUUCUCUCUCUGAAUUUUUUGCGUUCCUUUUUGUUUAGCCUCACUGAUCGUCUUUUUUAAAAAACGAAUUGAUCGAGGGUUUUUGUCUGUGCAAUAGAUUAUUACUGGAGAAGUCUUGAGGGGUUCCUGCAUUCAGUUUUGACAUUCUUACUUUGUUCAGAAAUGAGUGCUAGGAAUUUGUGCCAAUGACUAAAUUUGAUCUGUGUUAUCAGGAUGGGCUCUCAAUCCGUGGAAUCGAUCGUUUUCUAAAAUUGAUUCUUGUACUGAAAACUUUUAGGUUUAAAACUUUUUUGCUUUUGUGAUUUUGGAUUUAUGGAACUGGUUAGCCCUGCCCUUUUUGUCUUGAGAAUUGAGGUAGAUUGGAAAAUAAGCUCUGUUGAACUUUGAUAGUGUAGUAACUUUUCCCAAGGAAGUGAAGCCAUAAAUGGACUUAUGGUUUGUGGCAACAGCUGCAGCUACUGGAUAUCUAGCUAAGUAUUGGAAGAAUCUUUCAAGGGGUGAAAAUGGCUCACUAGAGUUUGCUUCUGACAUUCCCAACAUUGUGAAGCCUGAAUCUCCAAGCUGUCCCUUCUCGACGUUCAGACAGAGAAAGAGGCUAGAAAAAGAUGUGUCUAUUGAUAUGGGAAGUGGGUUGGAUCCAGGAUAUUCAGAUAAACAUCAACUAGAGUGUGCUUCGACAGCAGAAGUGGAUUCUACUGAUUGGGAUGUCCUUCCAACAUCUGUUUCAGUUCUCAUGGAAAAUGAUAAUCUAAUUGAAAAUUGGGAAGGAAGCAGGCCAAGUGGUGAUAUUGGUAGUAAUUAUGGUAACAUUUCUAUGGAAGAAUUGGAUUUCUUACAUGGUUCAUUGAGGAAAAGGGGCUAUCUCAGAGCUAAAUAUUUUCCUCGGCAUUUUGUAACUUUUGUUAAACCUUUAAAUUCCAUAGAAAGUUGUCAUCUGGCUCAGCUACAGGUGGAAGGUGCUAAUGUGGAAGAAUAUAUUCUUAGUGCUCCUCCAUCACCAUGCAGACCAACUAUGAGGCCUUUGCUUGUAACUAAUGGAAGCAAAAUUAUUAGCAGAGCACGUGGUGGUUUUUCUAGUGCUCAGAUCAGAAUUGAUGAUGAUAGACAGUGCAAGGAGGGAAGCAUUUCUGGUGUUCCUCAAUUACCCAGUGCGGGUUAUUCAGAUCACCCCAGGAAACUAAAGCUUAAGAGAGGACAAGGGCACAGUGGCAGAUUAAGCAGUUCCAGUGAGCUGCACAGUGGGGAGCACUUUCAGUCGCAAGACGGGCCAUGCAAUGGGACAUUUUUAUUCUAUCUAGGGAUCUCCAUUGGUAUAAUAUCUUCUUUCAUGAAAAAUACAAGAGAAGUGAACAAAUUGAAAGAAUUGUUGAUGCAGACAGAAAACUUGGUUCAAGAUCUACAGGACGAACUUGAUAUGAAAGAAUCAUUGACUGUGAGGGAGCUAGGUAAUGAGACAUCUGAAUCACAAGAUGCUGACCAUGCCUCUCACAACAUAGCGAAACCAUUUUUCUCCGAACACAGUAAGAAUAAUUUAACAAGUAAUGGUAGUAAUGAUUCUAACAAUGAGAAGGCUGUGGAGAGCUCAGAAUCUAUGAGUAAAAUUGAAGCCGAACUUGAAGCUGAACUGGAGAGGUUGGGUUUGAACAUAAAUACAUCUAUUUGCGAGGGAAGACUGCCUGAUCUUGAUGAGCUUGACCCAGAUUUUGCAGUCGACUUUGCCGAGGGCGAAUUGAAAGUUGAUAUGGUCAAUGUCCAAACCGUGGCCCAUCCCGAGUCAGAUCAAGAUACGAGUGGCAACUCCGUGCAUCAUUUUCAAAACUUUGUGGUCUCACCCCAAGAACUAAGCUUGCGGUUGCAUGAAGUUAUUCAAUCAAGACUAGAAGACCGCGUGAAAGAGCUUGAGACAGUCAUUCAGAACAGCCAGAGGAAGAUGCAGCACGUGGAAUCAGAAUACAAGAACUCUUGGAGAAAAUUAGCAUACGGUGAACUCAUGUAUUCCUCCGCGCCCGAAAGUCCAAUUGCUAAAGAAGAAAAUAGCUCCAUGCCCGAGCCUCUAGUUAUGAAUUUAUCGGGGGAAGCUCUAGAUGCAUACAAUGAGGCAUAUGAAGAGCUAACGAAGACAAACGACUCAGAAGAAGAGAACUCACCAUCUGGGGUUUACAGAAAUAGCCAUCAAAUGGACAUGCAGAUUAUUUCAUGGGGCAAAAACAGCAAGGUAAAUGGCUUGUGUCAUACCCCCCAAAGUACAGAAGAAACACCGAAGGAACUUUGCUUUAGCCAGAUAAAAACACCACCGGAGUACUACUCGAGGGUCCAGGAAUUACUGGAUGUUGGUAUAAGUGCGGAUGAGAAUACCGAUAGCGAUGAUGAGAUGGAUCAGAGGUUGAUAAAGCACAUUGUGGAGAAGACAAAGAGAGGUUCCCCUGUAGUGCUGAAUGCACAGAAAGCAUUGUUUUUGGUGAAUGAGAUAGAACAUUGAAAUGGAAAUUAGAGUUUCUGAGAUGUAUAGUUCUAUAAAGGAUUUGUAUUAACAAUGACAGCUGAUAUACUAUCUAUUUUUCUUCAUUCUAACCUAUUUCCUCACA
Messenger RNA from Tripterygium wilfordii, 3129 nucleotides. RefSeq lists its product as uncharacterized. Gene Ontology annotation, biological process: asymmetric cell division. The coding region runs from base 969 to 3023 and encodes 684 amino acids. The transcript has 3 exons. NCBI's taxonomy places the organism in Eukaryota, Viridiplantae, Streptophyta, Magnoliopsida, Celastrales, Celastraceae. The record is from RefSeq and is a predicted model, not a curated record.